AUGGCGGAGCGAGAUCGGGCUCGCCAGUCCGCCGUCCGUCGAGAGCGGCAGCGUGACGUCGCCCUCGCCGAGCGUGACCAAGCGCGUCGGGACUUCGCGGCGCUCGAGCAGGAGCGCGACGCAGUCGUCGUGGAGCGCGAUCAGGCUCGACAGGUGUCCCUCGCUCUGGAGCAAACUCGUGACGCUGCAACCCGUGAGCGCGACCAGGCACGUCAAGCUCAGGCGAGAGCUGAACAGCAGCGCGAUGCUCUGGUCGAGGAUCUCCGCGUCACUCGCAACUCACUUGCUCAGAGUCGGGCUGAGACCGAGUCUGCCCAGCGGAUGAACGACCCGUUGCAAGCCGACGUCCGGCGUGUGAAUGCGUUGCUGGUUGCCCACGCCGAGGAGCUCCAGCGCGAGACGGCUCGCAUACGCGAAUUGGAGACGACAGCCGCGACUGCCUCGACGGCACGCGUGGUCGCAGAAGCGGAGACAGCCCGGGCCCAGGCUAAUGAGCUGCAAGCUGUCUCGCGAUCCGGGCAGUAUCGCACCGGCUGGUUAGCCAUGCGGCGUCGGUUGCUGCAGCAGAGCGAUGCGGCCGGCGCCCACAUCCGCCGUCUGAGUGUCCGCGUCGCCGACCUGGCUGACGAACGCGAUCUAGCGGUCCGGGAGCGGGGCGAGCGUGCGAUGGCCUGGAGACGCAUGCUCCGAGACGCGCGUCGGAGCCGAGAGUUGGCUCAGCGCGUGCGCGACGACCUGGCCGGCAAACUGGCCAGCUCCGUUUCGUCGGUAGGAGGGACCAUCGACACCGCCGGCCUGAUCCGCCGCCUCGAGGCUACCUACGCAGCGGAAGCGAACGCUGCCGUCCCCCUUCCUCCCGCCGAUCCCGCCGGGGCCACGCCAAUGGCCGUGUCCGUCGCGUCGCCCCCUGCUGUUGUCGCCGGGCCGUCCGCGUUAGCCCCUAGCUCAGACACCGUGCCUUCGUCGAGUGAUUCGACUCAGCAGCCGUCUUCCUCUGUCUGUACUCCGGCUCCUCUUCAGGUUCCGGUGUCUUCCUCAGCUCCAUCAUUGUCGGGCACACGUCGGCCUCGACCCAGUGGAGCCAGGCCUUCGGGCUCUCGGCACCCUUCUUCGAGCUGCGUGGGGCUCCCGGCGACCUCCACGUCGAGUUCUUCGCCGCGGCGUCGGAGCCAGCGGGCUUCUACAAGGGCUGACACAGCAGCCUCGAACAGUGCUGCCGCACAAGCUUCCCCUGUCACGUCGCUGUCGGCGGCGGCUGUGGCUGCGGCCGCGGCGCGUGCUCGUGCAGACGCGUCUCUCUUCGGUUCAGAGUCCUCGGAGACCAAAACGCCGUCGUUUGCGAAACCCUUCUUCCCGCUCGCGUUCUUCGCCGCGUUCACGUUCUCGAUCGACUUCGCGUCCGCGCUCCCGUCCGGCUUCGACGUCGCGUUCGGCGUCGCCUUCCCGCUCGGCUUCGCGUUCAUCGUCGAGUUCCUCGUCGCGCUCAUCUGCCCCCGCGCGCCUGUUCCCAAACCGGCGAACUGGAACCGGGCCUUGGUGACACGUGCCAACGUCGACGCGUUGUACGCCACGCGGCCCUGGCGCUACUUGGCUCAGGAAGUGGGGUCGGUGCUGUUCGCGUCGGGCGACGCCGCGUUCCAGCCGUUCAUGCGUCGACUUCGGCACCACGUCGAGCGCUGGGCACAGGCGUACGGGGAGUCUACUCACGAGCUCCAUGUGCCUGGCGCUGCAUGGCGGUCGUGGCGUUCGUCUCGGAACUCCCGUCGGUCGCACGCAGGCGACCACCUGAACAGUCUCCUCCAGCUGGUGGUCGACUUGUUUCGCCGUGGACUCGCCGACAUGGACUUGCAUCUGGACCCCGCGGUUCUUCACUUUCCACCGGCGCACUCACGAAUCGGACGGUGGUUUCCGGGCAUUCAGCACACGACGCUGCAGGAAGCGCUCGACGACGUUGACGUCCAGGAGCCUUGGCGUCGCUUCCACCGAACGCCGCUCACCGUCGCGCAGAUGGAUGCCAACGUGCGUUGUCGCGUGACGCGUGCCCACCACGCUUACCUCGUGCCUCGCCUUGCUGGCAAGUUCGUCCAGCAGGUUUGCGCGUAG
Messenger RNA from Phytophthora sojae, 2103 nucleotides. RefSeq lists its product as hypothetical. The record is from RefSeq and is a predicted model, not a curated record. Bases 1 to 2103 code for a protein of 700 amino acids. NCBI's taxonomy places the organism in Eukaryota, Oomycota, Peronosporomycetes, Peronosporales, Peronosporaceae. The transcript has 3 exons.